Messenger RNA from Hypomesus transpacificus, 1214 nucleotides. RefSeq names its product protein RoBo-1-like. Lineage: Eukaryota; Metazoa; Chordata; Actinopteri; Osmeriformes; Osmeridae. The transcript has 5 exons. The record is from RefSeq and is a predicted model, not a curated record. Bases 85 to 741 code for a protein of 218 amino acids.
UGAUUAAGACUUUAUAAAGCGCUCUGUCUCUCAGCGUAGCCUACCAGGUUACUGCCCAUCCUGCCACUCACCUGCCGAUCCAAGAUGAAGCUGAUCCUGACUCUCUGCAUUACCUGGGCUCUUCUCCUCACAGGGGAGUCACUGCAGUGUGUCACCUGUACUGAUGCAACAUGCACAAAUCCACCAGUCAAAAACUGCUCAUCUAACGAUGUAUGUCAUUUUACAACCCAGUUUACAACCCAGUCUUCAAGCAUGAAAGACCCAUCUGUAAAUAAGUCCUGUAUUGCGGCAUCCAACUGCAUGACACCUCUGAACGUCACAACAACACAACUGUCCGUGAACCUGGGCUUCGCAAACUUUCGUCAAACUCAGCUCUGCUGUGACCAAGACAGCUGCAACAACCUGACUUCACCCGUCUUCAGUCCAAAUGGCCGAAAUUGUUCUUCCUGCAGCAGUGAGUCAGACACGGUGUGUAACACCACUGUGAACUGUGUGGAAGCGGAGGAUACCUGCAUUAGCAUCAAAGUGACUGGUUCAUUCAACGGUGUCCUGAUGGGAUGUGCAUCCUCAAAUCUGUGCAACGCCCCUGUCAUAACCUCCAUCCUGCCAUCUGUCCUGCCUUCUAAACCAUCAAAAGUAAAUGUUAAAGAAGUGUCUUGUAACUCGGCUCCCUCUACUGGUCCAGUGAGUGUAGCCCUCAUGGCAAUGUGGCUUCCUAUAAUGGUCAAACUUAACUUCUAAAAAACACAAAACACACCAUCUUUAACAUGCAGAACAAAAACGUUUUGUUGAUAAACAUGACAGUGUGUUUUACAUGUGGCUUUUAUACAAAGACACAGAUUUCGAUGACAUUUCUACAAACGUUUUUUCAAUUGUCUUGUGCUGCCACAAGUCAUGAAGGGGAAUAUGGUUAUUGCUGUAUCUGUAUUUUGUUAAUUAUAUUUUAUCAUCAAAAUUCAACAUUAAUCUGCUUUAAUUUACUGUUCACAUCGUUGAACAUUUCUAUUUAUAAUGGGAAAAUGUGUUAUAUAGUUAUUUAGGAAGAGUUAAAGGCAGGGUAGGCAAUGUUGUUGAGAAGCACUUUUUUUCAUCUUUGCUGAAAUUAUCUUCACAUAUUGAUAGCAACCAAUACAUAUUAAGGUUUGACAGUAACAUUAAAUCAAUAAGACAUCUGUGGGCGUUGCAAGACUGUAAUAAACACAAUUAAUCAUUAA